AUGACUGAGAACGGAAAUGUCAGCGUUGAUGACAACCGAGCGAAGAAGAGGUCAUGGCAAGGGGCGUGGGAUGAGUCGGUUGCCGACUCUGACGCCGAUGACAAUACCAUGGCGCUUAGCGAAGAUGAUGUUCCCUACCAAUCCAACCGCCAACGCAUUUCAACUCACCGUCGAACCCGCCAAAAUUCCACUCUGGACUCUGAUGAGGACAUUGGUCCUCGUCGCUCGAAAAGACAGCGCAUAUCCGCAAGACAAAGCAAUCGUCACAGCUCGCCGAUGAUUUCGGACGAUGAUCACAAGGACGAAGCCCCGCCGCAAGGUCGUCAACUCAGAGAACGCACUCAGAAACAGCUAAAACUGACCAGCAUGGUCUUCACCAACAUGCCUUUGACUCGCGACGACGAUAUGGAUGAGCUGUCUCAAGACCCGCCUCGCCAGCAAUCUGAGGAUGACGACGAUGAUGACUUUCAGAUCAUCACUUCCGACCUUCUGCCAAAGCCCUCUUCGUCCCGGCGCAAAAAAUCCCGGCGUCUCAAGGCGAAAGCAAAGACAAUUCGGCAACCCAGAUCACGAGGCUCAUCGAUUGAGUUCGAGGACCGCCGCCGGUCUGGCAGGUCGACCAGAAACAAGGCCAGCAUGCUGGAUGAAGCGCUGAUGGAUGAUGAAUCAUUCUACAUCGAAGACACAGCACCAGCCAGUGCACCAAGGGUUGUCAAUAUCAAGGAAGUCUUCAAGCCAGUCAACCAUAGUUCGCCAUUCAAUCAAUUUCACACCGAUUUCUGUGGAGCCUGCAACGCCGGCCCUGCUGUGAACAGAGGCCCAUUGAUUGGAUGUCAAGGCUGCUCCAUGUCGUUUCACAAAGGCUGCAUCGGAUACAGAUCAGCUCGAGAGCAUAUCGUCACCAAGGUCGGCGUUGACGAUUUCGUUCUUCAGUGCAAGUACUGCAUCAGAUUCUACGACAAGAAGGACAAGAACAGUCCGCGACACGAUCAUUGCCAACAGUGCAAAGGCGUUGGACGCUCGUGCGCCGCAUUCGCACCCAAAAGAACUUCAAAGCAGGAAGAGAAGAUCCGUCUCGAGAACGGUGGCGAGGACCCAAUUACACCUGUUGACCCUUCCUUGGUCAACAAUGCUGACAACCUGCUGUUCCGGUGUACUAUGUGCAAACGUGGUUGGCACUACGAGCAUCUGCCUUCAUCUGAGAUGGACUCAGACUUGUCCGACCUUCGUCAACAACGUCUCUCAGAGUACUCUGUUGACUGGAAGUGCUUCGACUGCGGUACAGUAUCUGACAAGAUCCAGACAUUGGUGGCUUGGCGGCCUGCCGAAAAGAAGUCACUCGAGUCCGGAAAGACAUACAGCGACUUGAAGGAGGACGAGAAAGAGUACCUUAUCAAGUGGCAGGGUAAAUCAUACUUUCAUUGCAGCUGGAUGCCUGGAGCUUGGGUUUUCCACAUCGCUGCGGGAGCCAUGCGCACCUCUUUUGCAAAGAAGGAUGCAGAUCAAAACCUGGCACUGAAGUUUACUAAAACUGAGGCAAUCCCUCAGGAGUACCUUCUUGUUGAUGUCAUCUUUCAGGCCAAGGUGAAGGGCACGGCAAGGGGAACAUUGGAGGGUGAAAUGGACCGCAUCGGCAAUGUCGACAAGAUAUACGUCAAAUUUCAAGGUCUUGGCUACGACGAGACGGUCUGGGAUUCCCCGCCAAAGCCAGAUACUGGAGAACUCUACAGCGCAUUCAAAGCGGCAUACUACGAAUACUUGGCUGGCAAGUACUUCAACAGCCCUCCAAAUGCCAAGAUGAAGGAGCGGGUAAACAAAUGGAAGGAUCAGAAAUUCGUCAAAUUGAACCAUCAACCUCCUGGCCUCCGUCGCGGCAAGCUGAUGGAUUACCAGAUUGAAGGUGUCAACUGGGUCUUAUGGAACUACCACGAAAGCAAGAACGUCAUUCUUGCCGAUGAGAUGGGUUUAGGCAAGACGGUGCAAGUCAUUGGCUUGAUUUCAACUCUCGUCCACAGCGACCCGAAGUGCUGGCCGUUCCUCAUUGUCGUCCCGAAUUCCACUUGCCCGAACUGGCGGCGCGAAAUCAAACAAUGGGCUCCAGAUCUCCGAGUUGUCACUUACCACGGGGGCAAACAAGCACAGGACUUGGCAUAUGAGUUUGAGCUUUUCCCGAAUCGCUCUCAGAACAUCAAGGCCCAUGUCGUCGUCAUGUCGUACGACUCUGCUCAGGAUGAACGGACGAAGCACAAGUUUAGCUCAGUCCAGUGGGCUGGUUUAGUAGUUGACGAAGGUCAACGACUGAAGAACGACAAGAGCCUGUUGUACACGGCUCUACGUUCUAUGCGCUUCCCCUUCCGGCUCCUCUUGACGGGCACGCCAUUGCAGAACAAUAAGCGAGAGCUUUUCAACUUGCUGCAGUUCGUCGACCCAACUCAGAACGCGGCGAAACUUGACGAGGAGUUCCAGGAGUUGAAUGGCCAAAACCUGCCCGAGCUUCAUGGUCGAAUCAAGCAAUACUUCCUUCGAAGAACGAAAGCUCAGGUCUUGAAGUUUCUGCCUCCCAUGGCACAGAUCAUUGUUCCUGUCUCCAUGUCUAUUUUACAGGAAAAGCUUUGCAAAUCAAUCAUUGCCAAAAGCCCUGAUUUAAUCAAGGCCAUCUUCGCGGAUGACAAGAUUAACAAGAGAGAUCGUGGGAGCCUGAACAACAUCCUCAUGCAGCUCAGAAAGUGCCUUUGCCAUCCUUUCAUGUAUAGCGAGGCAGUCGAGGAGCGAUCGCUAGAUCAAGAUAAGAUGCACCAAAAUCUUGUUUCGGCAUCAGGAAAACUCAUGCUUUUGAAUAUUAUGCUGCCUAAACUGAAGGAGAGGGGCCACCGAGUUCUCAUUUUCAGCCAGUUUUUGGAUCAGUUGGACAUCAUUGAAGACUUCCUGAAUGGGCUUGGCUUCCAGCACAGACGACUCGAUGGCAAGAUCAACAGUCUGGAAAAGCAGAAGCACAUUGACGCCUUCAACGAGCCGGACUCCGAUAUCUUUGCAUUCCUCCUCUCAACCAGGGCAGGAGGUGUAGGUAUCAACCUGGCGACAGCUGACACGGUCAUCAUUCUAGAUCCGGACUUCAACCCUCAUCAAGACAUUCAAGCCAUUUCUCGAGCUCAUCGAAUUGGACAGAAGCACAAAGUUCUCUGCUUCCAGCUAAUGACGAAGAACUCGGCCGAAGAGAAAAUCAUGCAGAUUGGCCGGAAGAAGAUGGCUCUUGACCAUGUACUGAUCGAGGCUAUGGAUGAAGAAGGCGAGCCGGAUGACCUAGAGUCAAUUUUGAAGUUUGGAGCGUCUGCGCUGUUCAGUGACGACCAUGACGGCAAGGACAUCAUCCGCUAUGACGACGCAAGUGUCGACAAGCUUCUUGAUCGGUCUGAUAUUGAGCAGACAAAGACCGGUAAUGACGAGUCUGCUGAGUCACAGUUCUCCUUUGCGCGGGUCUGGGCCAACGACAAAGCCGGAUUCGAAGACAACUUGGCUGAAGAGAACGAACCCACAGUCAACCCAAACGUUUGGGAGGAGAUUCUAGCAGAGCGCGAGGCUGAGGCCAGGCGAAUCGCGGAGCUUAAUAAGGAGGUUCUUGGUCGUGGUGGUCGGCGCCGUCAGGCGAUCAACUACAAGACCAAUGGCACAGCUGGUGUCGUCACUGACCUUGCCGUCGACAACAGCGACAGCUCCGAUAACGACGGAGAAUUCAUUGGCGAAGACGAUGAGGAACCGGAUACUGACACGGAGAAUAGGGCUUUGGGAAAUGGUUCCAAAGGUAAAGCUAAAUCUGCUUCUACUCGUUCCACUCGAAGAAAUACAAGUGCCAGUAAGAGACAGCAAGUUAACAACUCCACACCACAGAAGACGCGCCAACGCAGAACUCCAAAGAACGGCCUCGUGCAAUCCAACAAGGUCAAAACGACGACCCCGCGAAAACUAACCCCGCGGAAACAGUCGCCUCGCAACCAAAAUACGCAAAAUCUAGGACAGGUCAAGGCGUCUACAAGAAAUGGAGACCCAAUUCAGAGCAGAAUCACCAAGCCGCAAGCCUCGGACCAGUCCAGGGGAACGGAGAAGCCCUUGGUGGCAACAAUUCCGCUCAGCCCAUUGUCAACUACCACACCCAGCAGCCCGGAAUCCCAACUCACCAAUACUCCAACUCUGGGCGAGGGGGCGGUGGUGAUCAACUCCUGA
This is a messenger RNA of Colletotrichum spaethianum, 4218 nucleotides long. Its product is annotated as chromatin remodeling factor mit1. The record is from RefSeq and is a predicted model, not a curated record. Gene Ontology annotation, molecular function: ATP-dependent chromatin remodeler activity; ATP hydrolysis activity; histone binding. The transcript has 3 exons. Gene Ontology annotation, cellular component: chromatin; nucleus. NCBI's taxonomy places the organism in Eukaryota, Fungi, Ascomycota, Sordariomycetes, Glomerellales, Glomerellaceae. Gene Ontology annotation, biological process: chromatin remodeling; negative regulation of transcription by RNA polymerase II. Bases 1 to 4218 code for a protein of 1405 amino acids.